This is a messenger RNA of Tinamus guttatus (white-throated tinamou), 1766 nucleotides long. The record is from RefSeq and is a predicted model, not a curated record. NCBI's taxonomy places the organism in Eukaryota, Metazoa, Chordata, Aves, Tinamiformes, Tinamidae.
AAGCAAUGAUGCUUGUUGGCAACAAGUGAGGCUGAAGUCACAGGUACCAAACGAAAGAUGUCCUGGACAAGAAAGAUUCUGCUCUUCCUGGGGUUUCUCUCUACUUUGGCUGCAAUCGCUUUAAUUGCUGUAGCAGUGACCCAAAACAAGCCACUUCCAAAGAAUAUUAAGUACGGAAUCGUGCUGGAUGCGGGGUCAUCCCACACCAACCUGUAUGUGUACGACUGGCCAGCAGAGAAGGAGAACGACACGGGAGUGGUGCAGCAGGUGGAGGUGUGUAAAGUCGAAGGCCCUGGGAUCUCAGGUUACUCCCAGGCCACCGAGAAGGCAGGUCCCUCUCUGACGCAGUGCUUACGCAGAGCUGAGGAGGUGAUUCCCCCCAGCCAGCACGCGGAGACGCCCGUCUACCUCGGCGCGACCGCUGGCAUGCGGCUUCUCAGCUUGGAGAAUAAAGAUGCAGCUGACAAAGUCUUGUCCUCAGUAGAGAAGACGCUACGCUCAGCUCCCUUCAACUUCCAGGGUGCCAGAAUCAUCAGCGGUCAGGAAGAAGGCGCCUAUGGCUGGAUCACCAUUAACUACCUGCUGGGCAGUUUCAAGCAGUCUGGAUGGAGAAAACUUCUGCAUAUCCUGAAAUCUAGAAGUGAGACAUCAGGAGCACUAGAUCUUGGAGGAGCUUCAACUCAAAUCACCUUUGUACCAGAUGAGACUCCUUAUGAGUCCCCAGAGAGCUGGCUGCAUUUCCGACUCUAUGGCAAGGACUACAAAGUGUACACACACAGCUUCCUCUGCUAUGGGAAAGACCAGGCUCUGCAGCAGAAACUGGCCUGGGACCUACAGACCAUUGAGAACAGCAGCCUCCUUGAUCCAUGCUUUCACCAGGGGUAUCAGCGGACUAUAAAUAUAAGUGACUUCUUCAGAAACCCUUGUACAUCUGCUGAGAAAAAGCAACUUCCUUUCAACCAGUUGCACAUCCAGGGAGAAGGAGAUUAUCAAAAGUGCCGAAGAAACAUCCAGAAUCUUUUUAACAAAACCAACUGUCCUUACUCCAGUUGCUCCUUCAAUGGUAUAUACCUACCUCCAUUACAGGGGGAUUUUGGGGCUUUUUCUGCUUUCUACUUUGUGAUGAACUUUCUGAACCUGACAAAUGAAAAAAGCCCUGUUCCUCUGGACAGAGUGGCCAGUGCUAUUCAGAGCUUCUGUGCCCGGCCAUGGCAGGAGGUGAAACCAGAAUAUCAUCAAGUAAAAGAAAAGUAUCUGAGUGAAUAUUGCUUCUCUGGGACCUACAUCCUUUCCCUCCUGCAAAAUGGCUAUGAAUUCACUGAAGAGAACUGGCAAAGAAUCCACUUCCUUGGGAAGAUCGGCAGCAGUGAUGCGGGCUGGACCCUGGGCUAUAUGCUGAACCUGACCAACAUGAUCCCUGCAGAGGAGCCUGCCGUGCCCCCUCUUUCCCACAGCAGCUAUGUGGGGCUGAUGGUGCUCUGCUCCCUAGUGCUGGUGGCCGUGCUCGUACUUGCCUGGCUACUCUUCCACAAGCCCAAGUGCCUGCAGAAGGGGAUUGUGUAGGAAGCACUGUGGGGGGAGAGGGACCAUGGCAAUCCAGCUGGGCAGGUCUCGGAGCAACCCUGCAGAGCUGGCCUUGUACUGCAGAGCCCUCUUGCCUCUCGCUGAAGCUGCUGACUGUGUACGAGGGCAUUGAUUUCUCCUGACUCACACUUGCACUGACAGAUGUUGGGACACCAGGCUCGCCACCGCACUCUGCCAAGGAU